CAGAGCAGAUCUUACUGAGACUCACUGAAAAACAUGACAUACGCAACGGAGAUCUGGUGGAGGUGGUGCUCGCUGGAACGGCUUCAGUGAUGGAGACGAAGUACCACCCACAUUCUCUGGUCGUCCAUUCGUAUCGCACACCUACGUUUUGUCACUACUGCGGUGAGAUGUUAUGGGGACUCGUCCGACAGGGUCUAAAAUGUGAAGGCUGCGGUCUGGAUUUCCACAAGCGCUGUGUGUUUAAGUUGACCAGCAACUGCUCUCGCGUGUAUCGCCACUGCGGCCCGAGUCUGUCGCUGUUUCCUCCAGGUCGGCCCCGGACCCAGACGCUCUCCAGUCACACCGGCGGGAGUCUGGAGGAGGUGACCAUCCUAACCACGUACUGUAAGUACAAUUGUCAUCGCAGGUGUAUGACUCUUGUUCCUCCUGAGUGUAAUGGUGAGAAAGCAAACGGAGAAGAGCCUGAUGAGAACAUGAAAGUGGUCACAUUAAAUGAUCUUUAUGAAGAGCUGCGAUAUAAAGACCCGCCGGCCAUAGAUAUAACACCGCUGCAGCCGUCUGUCACUGAGUGUGCUGUAUUUUCAGAGCCUGAUGAGAACAUGAAAGUGGUCACAUUAAAUGAUCUUUAUGAAGAGCUGCGAUAUAAAGACCCGCCGGCCAUAGAUAUAACACCGCUGCAGCCGUCUGUCACAAAACGUCACUACUGGGUAUUAAAUGGGAAAAGUAUCACCCUGUAUCCGAAUGAAAUCAGCAUUAAGUACUACAAGGAGAUUUCUCUCUCAGAGGUGCUGCAGGUUCGAGGUCCGGCUCAGCUCACUAUUCCAGUGUUGCCAGGCAACAGCGCACACUCGUUCGAGCUGGUGACGGGAUCUCUGGUGUACUGUGUGUUUGCGGAUCAGGACGGCCCGUCAUGGGAGUCGGCUCUCGAUCAGGCCCUCAGACCGGUGCAGGGCACUGUAUGCCACACGACAAACAACACCGGUGAUGGAAAGAACGGUGACGAGACCCAGGACAUCAGUGAGCUCUAUCAGAUCUUCUCUGAUGAGGUUUUGGGUUCGGGUCAGUUCGGGGUGGUUUACGGAGGCACUCACAGACACACGGGCCGUCCGGUCGCGGUUAAAGUCAUCGAUAAAACAAGAUUUCCCACUAAACAGGAGGAACAGACCAAAAAUGAGGUCUCGAUAUUACAGAGACUGUCUCAUCCAGGAGUCAUUCAUAUAGAACGCACGUUUAAGACAAUGGAGCAUACUUUCGUUGUGAUGGAGAAGCUCCACAGCGACAUGCUAGAGAUGAUCUUAUCUCACGAGAACGGACGGCUGACUGAACGCACCACUCGCUUUCUAGUCACUCAGGUUUUGGAGGCUCUGCGGUACCUGCACAUGAGGGACGUUGCACACUGUGACCUGAAACCAGAAAAUGUGCUGCUGGCUUCGCCUGAACCCUUUCCUCAGGUCAAACUGUGUGACUUUGGGUUCGCUCGUAUCAUCGGACAGAAGUCGUUCCGGCGCACUGUCGUCGGGACACCGGCGUAUCUGGCACCGGAGGUCAUCUGUAGUAAGGGUUACAAUCGCUCUCUGGACGUGUGGGCCGUGGGCGUGAUUUUAUACGUUAGUCUGAGUGGAACGUUCCCUUUUAACGAGGACGAGGACAUUAAUCAGCAGAUCACCAACGCUUCGUUCAUGUAUCCACACCAGCCGUGGUCCCUCAUCUCACUGGAGGCGGUGAAUCUGAUCAAUAACCUGCUGCAGGUGGUGGUGAGACGCAGGUUCAGUGUUGGCAAAGCGAUGGGUCAUCCUUGGUUUCAGAACUUCCAAAUGUGGUGUGACCUGCGUGAGUUUGAGCAGCGGAUGGGAUAUCGCUAUCUCACGCAUGAGGCGGAUGACGAGCGCUGGAGAUCCCACGCUCUGGAGAAAGGCCUCAGUUUCCCACAACAUUUAAAAUGAAGCCAGCAGCCACUUAGAUUUUACACAGAUAUAACUGUGAAUAUUGUAUUAUAUCAGCAACUUUGUGAAUCUGCUGUUAUGUAAAUAUAAUUAUUUUGGUGCGCUUUAAUAUUUGACA
Messenger RNA from Sinocyclocheilus rhinocerous, 2061 nucleotides. Its product is annotated as serine/threonine-protein kinase D1-like. The record is from RefSeq and is a predicted model, not a curated record. Gene Ontology annotation, cellular component: cytosol. Gene Ontology annotation, biological process: phospholipase C-activating G protein-coupled receptor signaling pathway; intracellular signal transduction; protein phosphorylation. Lineage: Eukaryota; Metazoa; Chordata; Actinopteri; Cypriniformes; Cyprinidae. Gene Ontology annotation, molecular function: protein serine/threonine kinase activity; ATP binding. Bases 90 to 1943 code for a protein of 617 amino acids. The transcript is spliced from 15 exons.